GCCCGCCCGUGCGCGGAGGCGGCUCUGAGCGCCCGCUCCGCGGCAUGCCCCGCGCCCCGCCGCCCGCCUGAGCCGCCCCGCGCCGCCCCGCUCCGCUCCGCGCCCCAGCCGAGCGGUCCCUCCCCCCCCCCUCCCCCGGCCCCCGUUUUCUCCGGGGGCGCGGGGAGAAACUUGUUUUCAACAAGUUUUGUUUUUUUUUUUUUAAAUUUUAAUUUUUCUUUUUUUUUUUUUUUUUUUUUCCUCUUCCCCCCUCCCCUUCCCUCUCCGUUCUCUCCGCGCGUGAAUUGUUUUAGCCCCCUCUCCCCCUUUCGAUGUGCGGCUUUGGACAUGCGGAGGCUACUGCAACCGUGUUGGUGGAUCUUUUUCUUGAAAAUCACCAGCUCCGUGCUGCAUGAUGUGGUGUGCUUCCCCGCUCUGACUGAAGGUUAUGUUGGCUCUCUGCAUGAAAACAGACAUGGUAGUUCUGUGCAGAUACGGAGGCGAAAGGCUUCGGGGGAUCCUUACUGGGCAUACUCGGGUACCUAUGGUCCCGAGCACUGGGUUACUUCUAGUGAGAAGUGCGGAGGGUCUCACCAGUCUCCCAUAGACAUCGUAGACCAUCAGGCUCACGUCGGAGAUGAGUACCAAGAACUGCAGCUUGAUGGUUUUGACAAUGAAUCUUCUAACAAGACUUGGAUGAAAAACACAGGAAAAACGGUUGCUAUCCUGCUGAAGGACGAUUAUUUUGUCAGUGGUGCCGGGCUGCCAGGCAGAUUCAAGGCAGAGAAGGUGGAGUUCCACUGGGGUCAAAGCAAUGGAUCAGCAGGCUCUGAGCACAGCAUCAAUGGCAAGAGGUUCCCUGUUGAGAUGCAGAUUUACUUCUACAAUCCUGAUGACUUUGACAGUUUUGGAACAGCAGUUCUAGAAAACAGGGUAGUAGGAGCCAUGGCCGUGUUUUUUCAAGUCAGUCAGAGGGACAAUCCAGCACUGGAUUCCAUUAUCCAUGGGUUGAAGGGCGUCGUACAUCACGAGAAGGAGACCUUUCUGGAUCCCUUUGUGCUGAGGGACCUUCUGCCGGCAUCGCUGGGGAGUUACUACCGCUACGCAGGUUCCCUGACGACUCCUCCAUGCAGCGAGAUUGUGGAGUGGAUUGUUUUUCGGAAGCCUGUUCCCAUUUCUUACCAUCAGCUGGAGGCUUUCUACUCCAUAUUCACCACUGAGCAACAAGACCAUGUCAAGUCCGUAGAGUACCUGAGGAAUAACUUCCGACCACAGCAAAGCCUGAACAACAGGAAGGUGUCUAAGUCUGCUGUGAAGGAUGCUUGGAGCCAAGAUAUGACAGACAUCUUGGAAAAUCCACUCGGCACAGAAGCUUCCAAAGCUUGCAGCACUCCCCCGGUCAACAUGAAAGUGCAGCCUGUGAACAGGACAGCGUUGCUUGUAACCUGGAACCAACCAGAGACCAUCUACCACCCUCCAAUCAUGAACUACAUGAUCUCCUACAGCUGGACUAAAAAUGAAGACGAAAAGGAGAAGACUUUCACCAAGGACAGUGACAAGGACCUGAAGGCCAUCAUUAGCCAUGUCUCACCUGACAUCCUUUAUCUGUUCAGAGUUCAAGCAGUUUGCCGAAAUGAAAUGCGUAGUGACUUUAGCCAGACUAUGCUCUUUCAAGCUAACACUACUCGAAUUUUCGAGGGGACCAGAAUUGUGAAAACAGGAGUGCCCACGGCCUCUCCUGCCUCCUCAGCCGACAUGGCUCCCAUCAGUUCUGGCUCCUCCACAUGGACCUCCUCGGGGCUCCCCUUCUCCUUUGUGUCCAUGGCCACGGGGAUGGGGCCUUCCUCCAGCGGAAGCCAGGCCACCGUGGCCUCGGUGGUGACCAGCACCUUGCUGGCGGGGCUGGGCUUCAGCGGUGGCGGCAUCUCCUCCUUCCCCAGCAGCGUGUGGCCCACCCGCCUCCCGGCGGCGGCUGCCCCCAGCAAGCAGGCCGGCCGGCCGGUGGUAGCUACCACAGAGGCCCCGGCCGCCGCCUCCCCAGGGCCAGAGCGGGACUCGGCGCUGACGAAGGACAGCGAGGGAGCCGAGGAGGGGGAAAAGGAUGAAAAGAGUGAAAGUGAGGACGGAGAGAGGGAGCAUGAGGAAGAAGAUGAAAAGGAUGCCGAGAAGAAGGAGAAAAGCGGGGCGACAGCAGCUGCGGAGGCGCGCAAUAGCACAGAGCCCAGUGUGGCUACGGCUUCCCCCAACCGAACUGCUGAGGAGGAAGGAAAUAAAACCAUAUCGGGUGAAGAGCCAAACCAAAACGUUGCCCCCAAGGCUGGACACCCUGAGGAGAGUUUUACUGAAGCAGAUGCUCAGCCCCAGCCUCUCCCUUCCACCCAAGUGCCGCCAACAUUCACCAACGAACUUUACCUAGGGAAGAUCCCAAGAAGACCAGAGACAACAAGAAAACCUCCUCCAAAGGAUGACAGGUUUCCAGAGGAAUACCCCUCAGAUAACAAAUUCAUCACCAUUAACCCAGCUGACAAGAACAGCUCCAGCAUGGCCACGAGACCUUCUCCUGGUAAAAUGGAAUGGAUCAUCCCACUUAUUGUGGUCUCAGCACUGACCUUCGUGUGCCUCAUUCUUCUCAUUGCUGUGCUUGUCUACUGGAGAAAGUGUUUUCAGACUGCCCAUUUCUAUGUGGAGGACAGCAGCUCACCCCGUGUGGUCCCCAAUGAAAGUAUUCCCAUUAUACCUAUUCCAGAUGAUAUGGAAGCAAUUCCAGUCAAGCAGUUCGUUAAACACAUCAGUGAGCUCUAUUCUAAUAACCAGCAUGGGUUCUCAGAAGACUUUGAGGAAGUGCAACGCUGUACAGCCGACAUGAACAUCACUGCAGAGCACUCCAACCACCCCGACAACAAGCACAAGAACAGAUACAUCAACAUCCUAGCAUAUGAUCACAGUAGGGUGAAGCUAAGGCCUUUACCGGGAAAGGAUUCUAAGCACAGUGACUACAUUAAUGCUAAUUACGUUGAUGGUUACAACAAAGCAAAAGCCUACAUUGCUACCCAGGGACCUUUAAAGUCUACCUUUGAAGAUUUCUGGAGGAUGAUUUGGGAACAAAAUACUGGAAUCAUUGUCAUGAUCACAAACCUUGUCGAAAAAGGAAGAAGAAAAUGCGACCAGUACUGGCCGUCAGAGAAUAGCGAGGAGUAUGGCAACAUAAUAGUGACGCUGAAGAGCACAAACAUUCACGCCUGCUACACUGUGCGCCGCUUCACAGUCAGGAACACGAAGAUGAAAAAGGGUCAGAAAGGAAACCCAAAAGGGCGCCAGAAUGAGAGAACAGUUAUUCAGUAUCACUACACUCAGUGGCCUGACAUGGGUGUGCCGGAGUAUGCUCUGCCUGUGCUAACCUUCGUUAGGAGAUCCUCUGCAGCCAGAACCCCAGACAUGGGACCAGUGGUUGUGCACUGCAGUGCUGGUGUUGGCAGAACUGGUACCUACAUUGUGAUAGACAGUAUGCUGCAACAGAUAAAAGACAAAAGCACAGUUAAUGUCCUGGGUUUCCUGAAACAUAUCAGGACACAGCGCAACUACCUCGUCCAGACAGAGGAGCAGUACAUUUUUAUUCAUGAUGCCUUGUUGGAAGCCAUCCUUGGGAAAGAGACUGAAGUAUCUGCAAACCAGCUGCACAGUUAUGUUAACAGCAUCCUCAUACCCGGCAUAGGAGGGAAGACACGACUAGAGAAACAGUUCAAGCUGGUUACACAGUGUAAUGCAAAAUACGUGGAAUGCUUCAGUGCUCAGAAAGACUGCAACAAAGAGAAAAACAGGAACUCAUCAGUCGUGCCGUCUGAGCGUGCUAGAGUGGGCCUGGCACCGCUGCCUGGAAUGAAGGGAACUGAUUACAUUAAUGCCUCUUAUAUCAUGGGCUACUACAGGAGUAACGAGUUCAUCAUAACCCAACAUCCGCUGCCACAUACAACUAAAGAUUUCUGGCGAAUGAUCUGGGAUCACAAUGCACAGAUCAUCGUCAUGCUGCCGGACAACCAGAGCCUGGCAGAAGAUGAGUUUGUGUACUGGCCAAGUCGCGAGGAAUCCAUGAACUGUGAGGCCUUUACUGUGACCCUUAUCAGCAAAGACAGACUGUGCCUCUCUAAUGAAGAGCAAAUUAUCAUCCAUGACUUUAUCCUUGAAGCUACCCAGGAUGACUACGUUCUGGAAGUCCGCCACUUUCAGUGUCCUAAAUGGCCAAACCCAGAUGCUCCCAUAAGCAGUACCUUUGAACUUAUCAAUGUAAUCAAGGAAGAGGCCUUAACAAGGGAUGGCCCCACCAUAGUUCAUGAUGAGUAUGGAGCUGUGUCAGCGGGAACGCUAUGUGCCCUUACCACUCUGUCCCAGCAGCUGGAGAAUGAAAAUGCUGUCGAUGUUUUCCAGGUGGCAAAGAUGAUAAAUCUUAUGCGGCCUGGAGUAUUUACAGACAUUGAGCAGUACCAGUUUCUUUACAAGGCGAUGCUAAGCUUGGUCAGCACUAAGGAAAAUGGAAACGGUCCCAUGACACUGGACAAAAACGGUGCUGUGAUGGCCAGUGAUGAGUCAGAUCCCGCAGAAAGCAUGGAGUCUCUUGUCUAAUUGGAAACCUGAAAAGGCACUUAAUUUGUAGAACUUCUGAAGACUGAGCGAACUUUUUUGAGGCCUUUUUUGCCAGACUCUAGGUUAUACAAUAACCCAAUUACUUUUUUACACUGAUAAAAGUUUUGAUAUUUAUUUUUUGCCAUUUUAUGUCUUAAUGGUAUCCUACUGAGCAUUUGCACCUCUGUUUAUUUCACACAGUGAAACGCAAUUUUAUCUAGUUUGCACUAUAUGAUCAGUGUUACUGCCUAUAAUAUUCUAAUACAAAACAAGCCCCGAUGUGACAUUCCAUGACAACAAACAUGCUUUUUCUGUUUCGUUUAAAUGCAGUGAAGUUUUGCUGACUACAGUGACCCUUGAAUCUUAAAUCUUGAAUGCUAGGCCAGGUGGAUUCUUUCUACGACAGAUACUGUACCCCUUCAUACCAUAUUUAUUAUUUUAAUUAUCAUGUCACAGUUUUGUGAUGGUAUUCUGCAUUCCAGUGGAGUGGAUGAGCAGCGUUCAUCCUUUUUUGACAAAAUGUGGCAGGUGAUUAUUAGCUACAGUGAAGGUGUAAUAGCCUUGUGGAGCAGAAACAAUUAUUUCUGUAUUGUUUCACAUUGCUGUUUGUACACUCACAGACAUAAGACUUGCUUCACAUGGAAUAUACGAAUUACAUACAAUAUAAUUAUAAAUUAGAUGCGAUUCAUAUGUGGGACACAGUGAUAGGUUUUGAACUUACAGUUUCAAAGUUUCCCCAUUUACUCAGAAAAAUGUCAAUUUUAGUUUUUUAACUGGCCCCGUGUUGGGAAAGUAUUUUGUUUUUAUUUUCAUCAGAGCCAAUACAGUAAGAAAUCUACUAUAACCCAAAAUCAGACCUGUUUUCAGAUAUAUCGAAGGUAGCAAUAUUUUACAUUACUAAGCUAUUCAAUAUUUUAAACACAUUAAUUUCCUUACUAUUUCUUGAAUAUGACCUCACACCUAAUGGUAUGUUACAUGAUGACAGGCGUUUCUUAAUUUCAUAACUGUUAGAUGCCAUUUUUACAGGUGUGUAAUUUUCAUACUUUAGUGCUAAAACAUAAAGUACUGAUCCAUAUUUACUGGUGAAGCAAACUAAUAAAAAAACUACCUAUAAAGUUCCAUUCUCCCUCUUUUUAUUUUGCCAGACUAAUUCUUUAGCACAAACCUAGUUUAUUGUGUUUUCCCUCCCACACCCCUGAAGUGUUUUUCCUCCAGAUUAUAUAAAUAAUUUGAAUUAUUGUUUGGAGCAUUUAAUUAUACAUUUUUAUUGGCUCCCUUUUGUAUUUGGUUGCAAUUCAACAAGGCUCAUCCUCAUUUAACAAAAGAAGUAAGCACAUACUUAAUUCUCCUGAGAGUUAAAGCUAAUCAUGUCCUUCAUAGCUCUGCUGAGUAGGGAGGGGUUAUUGAAUCUGCCUUGAGAACGAACUGUGUCGUUUCAACCACCCUGACAUUUGGUAUACAGUUACAGGCACUAUCCCAUAUUUAUGGCAUUAAUUUCUUCUAAAUUUCAACUGCACAAAACCUGCAUUGUAUUUUUCAGGACUUGUCAAAAUAUUACAGCAUAUAUUUCAUUUAAUGUAAAACCAUCAAUUUCUGCCACUCCGGCCUUGCUAGGAUACAGAAAUGUGGCAAGGAAAAACCCACUUAUUCUGUUGGAGGGGGGAGGGCGAGGAGGAAGCUUAGCUAAGAGGAAGGUUCUGUGGAUUUUUUACACAGAAGGAAGCUGAAAGUGGAAUUUAUAUCGAAAGCAAGCAUUUUGGUUGAGAACCUCAUGAGGUACAAACUGAGAGCAGAGGAGCUACACGAACUGGUAUGUGCUAACAUCUGGCCUUUUAUUUUUAAUAAGGGAAAGAUUUCCUAUUAUGGAUGCACUUGAUUAAUUCCAGCACCAAUAUAUUUAAGAGUUCAUCAGCAACCUUUUGCAUAGUUACCUUUUACUUAAUCAAUUUGUUGAAUUCCCUCGAUACAAGUGGUCCAAAUAACUGCUAAUGCUGAACAGUGGAAUAUAUCCAUGGUUUCUCUAGGGAAAUGCCAUGUCCAGCACCAGCUAGUCCAAAUAAAACGUGCAAAAUUUUCCAAAUGUAGUUUGCAUCCCCUUGCCCUGGGACAGCCCCACACCGAGUGAGUCAGUUUACGUGUGGUAGGAGUUGAGUCGGGCUCCCUGGUCGCUACAGCCCAGUGAGGAGAAGGAAUUGUUGCAGUAAGUUUUCAGGCAUCGCUGCCUGCCAGCAAGGUUUUGCCGAGGGUGUGCUGAGCAGUGCGUGCUGGCACGAGGCUGCUGAGCCCCCCCUUGCACCCCCAGCCGUGAUCCCAGCCCCAGGCAAUUCCAGCCGGUACGGGGGAUUUUGCUCAGUUCAACCUGAAGUGUUUAAGUUCCUGGGGAGGUGUAGAGAGAAGGAAUGAGUUCAGACCCUGACAAGAGCAAAGUGACACAGAUUACUGCAGGCAUCGAGAGGGUUGGAUUUGCUCAGUACUUUUAGCUGAUUACUUUUCAUUUCAGUGGCAUGAUGGAAGAUAACUGUGGCUCGUGACACGCUGUCUGAAUACCCCUGGUUUAAUCCCUUACCUUCUCACGAGUUUUAAAAAUCAAUGAAGGAAGGCUGUGGGGUUGAACUUUGGUAGACGCUUUGGAAAUUCAUGUAUUUGCAUUGGCAUUUUCCCACAUCUGAAACACUUGCUUGGGGCUUAAUCCAUGAGGAAGUAAUUUACACUGAUGUCGUAUGACUUCUCCAUGGAUUUUUUCUUAGGGGGGGAUUAAGCUGUGUGUUAAGAGCUGUGUUAACAGUCAGAUAACCAAUAGAUGAUGCAUUAGGCUUGAAGUGGAUGAAGCUAGGAAUUGCUUGUAAAGGUCAGGAUUAGGAGCGUGUUAGAGCCAAAUCUGUCCUGCUGUAAGCAGCUGCAGUCCUGCUCUCCUCCAUGGACUUGCCCCUCUUUCCCUGGGACUGCAGAAGGACUGAAUGUGUUGCGUUCAGAGGUCUGCGCUUGCAGCUCCCCGCUGAGAUGCUCUCGGGUCUGUCUGGCCAAGCCCCACGCUGCGCAUCGCAGCCUUGCUUUCGCCACGCCAGCCCUCGCGCUGUAACCACGUCUUGGCAUUUGCUCGGGACAUUUUUCAAGCAUCAGAAGCUCCCAAGCAAUGUGCAGGCCUGCAAAUUAGGAGUGCGUAAGUGUAUCCCCGUAAAAUGUCCUCAGCAACAGCCCUGAGGAACAAGGAAGCACUGGAUGGAAGUGUGUGUGCAUGUGUGUCUACAUUUCUAAGAUAUGAUUUCUCCAUCUCUUGCAUGUGUUUGCACCUGCAGACCAUGUGAAAGACAUAAAAGACUUCUAUGUGUCGAGCCCAUAAAAAUAGCCAAGCUUUCCAAGAGGGAAUGCUUGGAAAGCUGCUGUGUCAUUGUAACAUCUGAAACUGGUGACACCCCUGGACGUGAGUGACGUGGCAUUGACUUGGCAUGGGCACGAGGCGCUGGAAGGGCUGGUAGGACUGCCCGCACACACAGGUUAGCAGGCUGAUUCUUCAGCAAGACCAAGCUCUAAAAUCUUUCACUUCAAAGCAGCAUUUGUCCUUAGUAUUUCAAAGUGUCCGUUCCCAAAUCUGCAUUUAGGAACAGGAAAAAAAAAUCCCAAACCCUUGACCUACUUCCCGUGUGCGACUGUUUCCGUGCUGUGGGUCUGUUCAAGGUUAGUGGACUCCUUCACAGGAUCUGCAACUUUUCAGUUGUUUUUCCAGUUUCUGACUGCUUGAAUUGCUUGAACCCCGAGUGAUGUAUUGGAACAUUAGGAGAAGACUCUUUGUGAAACAGCACAACUGCCUUCUUAGUAAUCUUUUUUUUUAAGCUGAUAUAUUUUAUUUAAAAGCUAAAAAUAUAGAUAUCAAUUCUACCAAAGAUACAUACUACUAAUUCUCAGCAAAACAAAACCGACUUAAUUUAAAAAAAAAUAAAAUGUAGUUGUCUUAAAGAUUUAGCAAUCUUUCUCAAAUUCAUGUCUUUGGACAUCAAACCCUGAGUUUUGAAGUUUAUGUUCAAAUGGUGCCAGUGAAUUUUUAUAUGAAGGGAAAAUGCCGAUUUGUUAAUCCACUGCAUUGCUGUUCUUUCUUUUCUCUUUUUUUUUUUCUUUUUUUUAAUUUUUGACAGACGUAAUUCAACUCUUAUUGUUACCCCUUUGCUUUUCUUCUCUUUGUUGCCAUUUUAACAAUGUGAACUGCAUUGGCUUUACUUAUCAAAGGAGAAGGAAUGCAAAGAUAGAGAAAGAGAAGGAACUGUAAUGACGAGAUUUGGCCUCUACUUUGUCUUAGCUGUUAAACUGUUUUUAGUGUUUUUGUUAACUCUUUGCAAAGGGAAGCAUUUUCUACAGAGGAUAAUUAAUUUCAAGAAAAAUAUCUUGAGUUUUAAGAAUAAACGUCUCCAAAAGAGGAGAUAGUCAAUUUUAUACAAUGUCACAACUCUCCAACAUUUGGGGUAGUGACUUUUUUUGUUGUGUUAGAACAUUUGAAACUAGCAAGCAGCCAUUGUUUCUAAAGACCUAAGCAUUCGUGUCUACUCAUAUUUUCUUUUCCUUCAUUUUUAAAUAGCGAAACCAUUAAAACUGUAAAUAUUUUGUUGCUUGGAUAAGCAUCUUCUGGGAACUUUGUAUCUAUGGUAUAUAAUCAUAGAAUUUUAUAUUUUCAUAUAAAGCUAAUUUUUUUCUAGUUUCACCUCCUUCCUAGUUCUGUGGUGGCUAUGUGAAUACAUACCUUCUGUGUAUCAAGGUAGUGAGACACCAUCAUCACACUCCAAAAAGAUUUCCACACAUGUCAUUUCUUUGGGGCAGUGAUUGUGAAAGUUGGAUUUUUUUUCGAUUCCAUUGUCAGUGUGUGCAAUAGGAAUUAGACUUAGCCAGUCACUGGAUACGUUUGUCUCAUUGAUCCAUUCAGAAAAAAAAAAUGUGGUGUUUGCUUUUGGGACAGGGUGGGAGGGAGUAUUUUGAGGGAGAUUUUUUGUUUUGUUUGUUUUGGGUUUUUUUGUAACUUGAAGGAUCUUCUUUUUGUUAUGUUUAAAACUAUAUCAAAUCAUUCUAUUAUAGUGUUAUUUAAUAUGUAAAUUGUAUUGCUAUACAUAAAAUAAAGUAUGGUUUUUGAUGUA
This is a messenger RNA of Cygnus atratus (black swan), 9713 nucleotides long. RefSeq names its product protein tyrosine phosphatase receptor type G (gene PTPRG). The transcript is spliced from 29 exons. The record is from RefSeq and is a predicted model, not a curated record. Gene Ontology annotation, molecular function: protein tyrosine phosphatase activity; protein binding. NCBI's taxonomy places the organism in Eukaryota, Metazoa, Chordata, Aves, Anseriformes, Anatidae. Gene Ontology annotation, biological process: protein dephosphorylation. The coding region runs from base 328 to 4596 and encodes 1422 amino acids.